This is a messenger RNA of Nematolebias whitei (Rio pearlfish), 2428 nucleotides long. RefSeq names its product carbohydrate (N-acetylglucosamine-6-O) sulfotransferase 2b (gene chst2b). NCBI's taxonomy places the organism in Eukaryota, Metazoa, Chordata, Actinopteri, Cyprinodontiformes, Rivulidae. Gene Ontology annotation, cellular component: Golgi membrane. Gene Ontology annotation, biological process: N-acetylglucosamine metabolic process; carbohydrate metabolic process; sulfur compound metabolic process. The transcript has a single exon. The record is from RefSeq and is a predicted model, not a curated record. The coding region runs from base 758 to 2155 and encodes 465 amino acids. Gene Ontology annotation, molecular function: N-acetylglucosamine 6-O-sulfotransferase activity.
UCCCUUUAAAGCGCUGUUCACUUUUACUUGUGUUCCCGAACGGAUGGGUGGAGCACGGCGUAGGGAUUGCAAACAGGGAGGCGAACCUCUCCGGAUCACAAUAACAGCAUUCAGCCUCAGCUGAAGACGGGCGGGCGGGAGAGCCAAUGGCGUGGCUCUGUUUGAUAUGACGUCACUUCGCAUCCAAUGGGCUCCCCUGUGGGCGGGCCCUUUCCUUGCAUUCUGAUUGAAUCUGCUCAGUUUGUAUUAGUCCGACGAGCCGAGCCGUGACUGCGGAUCCGAGCGCUUCCAUCACAUCCAGAACCAUUUCCUGCGCCAAAAAAAAAAAAAAAAAAAAAGAAGAAGAAGCCCCGCUCCCUCGUUUGAACCUUACCGCGCUGCGUGCGCACAAAGAAGGAUGCGUCGGACGUUUGCUGCGCAGAGAUGUCUCCGCUGAGCAUGGAUAAGCAGCAGGGCGUCUGGUACAAUGAAGAAGGCUCCUUCUUUUUUGUUGUGAACGCGGGCCACACCGCUGAAUCACCGCAGCGCCCGGUAUGGACAACUUCAACGCUCCCAUCGCCCGUCAUUGCGCAGUGCAGCGAAAACUGUGAGCUAUACUGUGUUGUUUUUGUCGCUGCCGAAUAGGAGGGGGAUAUAUUACCUAAUCAGCUGCUUCUGUUUUGGGGAUAAACUCUCAGUACAGCCCACAGAGCGCCUUGGUGCAUUGUCAAUGUAAAGAGCUUUGUCCUGUGUUGGGAGCCACUCUCCUGGGGUACAGAUGAGAGGCAAACAAUACCAUCAACCACUGAAGUUGACAGCACCUUGGGAGAAGGAUGCUGGCUUUGGGAGGAAGCUUAAAACGUACAGGAAUCAUACCAAGAUAAUAGCACAGCCUGGGAUCGUGAUGAAAGUCCUCCGCAGGAAGAGGAUUGUGUUAUUUAUGGCCUAUUUCCUUCUGCUGGUCCUCACUAUGCUUAAUUUGGCGAAUUACAAAUGGACUAAAGAGCCACAGCAGUGCAACCAUCAGAUGAGGAGCACCACGUAUCAGAGCAGAUCCGACAUCCGCUUCCUUUACAGGCCCUCUCUGGCUAAAAAGAGGCAGCUCCUUUACGUCCUGACCACCUGGAGGUCGGGCUCGUCCUUUUUCGGGGAGCUGUUUAACCAAAACCCUGAAGUGUUCUUCUUAUACGAGCCCAUGUGGCACAUCUGGCAGAAACUGUACCCCGGUGAUGCAGUGUCAUUACAAGGGGCGGCCAGAGACAUGCUCAGCUCCUUGUACCGCUGCGAUCUGUCCGUUUUCCAACUUUACAACAGCCCCGGAGGCAAGAAUUUCACUUCCUUAGGACUAUUUGGGGCCACCCUGAAUAAAGUGGUGUGCUCCUACCCACUCUGCUCAGCCUACAGGAAGGAGGUGGUGGGGAUGGUGGAUGAUAAGGUGUGUAAAAAGUGCCCCCCUCAAAGCCUUAGACUGUUGGAGGAGGAGUGUCUAAAAUACAACACCAUAGUCAUCAAAGGCGUGCGUAUUUUGGACGUAAACGUCCUGGCUCCUCUGAUGGAGGACCCAUCCUUGGAUUUGAAGGUGAUACACUUGGUCAGAGACCCACGGGCUGUUGCCAACUCCAGGAUCAAAUCCAGGCAUGGCCUGAUCAGGGAGAAUUUGCAGGUGGUCCGCAGCAGGGACCCUAAACUUCGCCGGAUACCUUUUGUGGAUCCCGGCCACAAAGCCAACAAAAAGGACGGCUCGGACUAUCACUCCAUAGGAGCCAUGGAGGUGAUCUGCGACCGCACCUCCAGGACUUUAAGGACGGCCUUGAACCCACCCAGCUGGCUCAAGGGGAAGUACAUGGCAGUACGGUACGAAGACAUGGUGGAAAACCCAGUGAAGACCCUGAGGAGCAUCUACCGCUUUGCCAACCUCACCAACAACCACGACAUCGAGCUGUUUGCGCUGAACAUGACCAGCGGCUCCAGCUCGUCCUCGAAGCCAUUCAUAGUGUCCUCCAGGAACGCCACGCAAGCUGCUAGCGCGUGGAGAACAGUGCUGAGCAUUCAACAGAUCAAACAAGUGGAGGACUACUGCCACCACUCCAUGGCUGUUCUAGGGUACGAGCGAGUGAGAACAGCUGGGGAGGCCAAGGACUUGAGGAAAUCACUACUGACGCGCUCUAAACUGUGAAACUAAAAGUAAAUAAAAAAGAAACAUCCUCACCGCCAAAGACAUUUUAAUUUAAUGUUCAUUUUUCAUUGAGUGCCGUUUCCUCUUAUUGUGGAAUUAAAGCUUUACUUUCAGUGUGCAAGGAGCUCCACUGGCCACAUCUGGAAUGUAUCACGUUUUAUUCUCAGUCCAGCUGCAGUUGUAUUCGAAGGGGUCAGUUCUUUAUUUUUUUAUGGGAACACUGGAUACGUUUGACGGUGCAAGGCUUUGAACUCGAGUAGUGAAGCUGCCGGG